AUGCCUUUUCCUCCGUGGGAGCUGUGCUUAGAGCUCGUCGAGCUUUAUUUUGAUCUCAUUCACGACCAGUUUCAUUCCCUGUUCCAUAGACCCAGCUUCAUCGAACAGGUCAGAAAAGGGACGGCUCCUCGAGUCCUACUUUUUGCUAUGAUGGCACUAUCUGCUAGGUUCUCGUCAAAUGCAGCAUUCUCAAAUAUUCCGCCGCGGGAUCGUUGCAUGCCAUACUAUGAUGAAAGCACAAGACUUCUUGAUCUACGAGUCAAUUCUAUCACCACCAUUCAAGCUUGCGUGCUCCUUGGCGGUAUCAGCACUACUGAAGACAAUGCUAUUACAGAGUCCGUCUACUACACGGUGGCAUGUCGUAUGGCAACUUUACUGGACAUCGCGAGGAAGCCAGUACAAGAUCCGCUAGAACGAGAGGUCAACAUCAGAGUAUGGUGGACCCUAUGCAUGGUAGAUGUCUGGUCGUCACGAAGUAUUCGUCUUCCGCGACAGAUGCCUCACAUGGAGGGCCUUCCGUUGCCAAUCGACGAGAUAAGUUUUCUCCAUUGGCGUCUAGAAAACGUAGCACCCGACCAUGGGGAUGAUUGCUCUUCGUCUCUUCUCGCCCAAAUGAUAACCUUGAACCGCAUCCUCUCUCAAAUCAACGACGCGAUUGCCGAAACGGCCGCUGGAAGCACCAUCACUCUGGUGGUAGAGCAAACUGUGCAAGACCUCUCACAGAAAAUGGACGACUGGUACGCCGCCCUCCCCGAAUACAUGCACGACACUCCCGAGAACCUCCAACGGUACGCCUCCCAAGGUCUCGGGAGAAUAUUCGUAGCUGUCUACUUGGGCUACUACCACUUCGGACAGCUGCUCUACUACCAGCUUCUUCACGAAGACCGCCAUGGCUCCGGAAACCAUUACUACACCAACAAGUGCAAGUCCUUCGCCGCAAAACUCUGCACCAUAGUCUACGCCUCGCACGCUACCCCGGGAUGCGAAGUCUGGUACAACAUGAUCCACACAUUGCUUUUUGACACUGACGAAGCGGUCAUAGCAGCCGCUCGCUCGCGGCUCGAACAGAACUUCACCAUUCUGAUGCGGCUGCGAGAUUACUGGCCUAUGCUAGAGAGUUGCUUUGCCCGGCUGCAGAUUUUUCAUGAGGUUUGUAGACAGAAUAUCGACUCGAGCUUUCGGAUGGAUAUGUGGAUGUUGAAGUUCUUGAGCGAGUUUGCGGAGCCCAUUCGAGUGAAGGAAGAUGAAGAGCAGGAGGGUAUGGUGGGAUUGUAUUCAGUGGAGAAUGUUGGUGUCAGCCCGCAGGAUUGGGUUUAA
This is a messenger RNA of Hyaloscypha bicolor E, 1317 nucleotides long. RefSeq lists its product as uncharacterized. The transcript has 4 exons. Gene Ontology annotation, molecular function: DNA binding; zinc ion binding. Bases 1 to 1317 code for a protein of 438 amino acids. Gene Ontology annotation, cellular component: nucleus. The record is from RefSeq and is a predicted model, not a curated record. Gene Ontology annotation, biological process: DNA-templated transcription. NCBI's taxonomy places the organism in Eukaryota, Fungi, Ascomycota, Leotiomycetes, Helotiales, Hyaloscyphaceae.